AUGCCGCACAAGCACAAGAGGAAGCGUGGAGAGGACCCAGACUUCGAUCUCCCACCCAGCCAGCGUGCUCGUCCCCUCCCCGUCGGUGUCAAGGGCAAAACGCCGCCACAACCCAAACCGAAAAAGCAAGCACGCUUCGAGGACAAUGAUGCACCCAGAGCUUUCCGACGAAUCAUGGCCGCAGCCCAAGGCAAGAAGUUUCCUGGUGGUCUCGACGACGGCCAGCCAAAGGGAAAGAAGACACCGGUCGCGAAGUCCGAGACAAACCCCGAGAAGCUGGCCAUUCGACCAGGCGAAGAUCUGCGGUCCUUUUCUGCUCGUGUCGAUGCUGCACUUCCGGUUUCUGGCCUGAAGACGAAGACCGUCGUCAAGGACGGCAAAGAUGAGCAGGGAAAUAAGGUCUGGCGGACCAGGAAAGAGUUGAAGAUGCACAGGCUUUAUGAUCAAUGGCGUGCCGAAGAACGAAAGGCAAAGGAACGGCACGAGGAAGAACUAGAAUUGGAAGCGGAGAAGGAAUUGGAGAAUGACGGCGAGGGUAUCACUUCGUCAUCCUUUAUGAAAACCCUAGAUGAGGCAGGGGAGCACAAGGGCUCGAGAAGAAAGGGCAAGAAAGGUCGCGCGAAAGAGAAGGAGGAAGAUCCAUGGGCAGCUCUGAAAAAGAAACGGGCAGAGGCCAAAAUUGGGCUACACGAUGUGGCACUGGCACCGCCCGAACUGAAUAAGAAAAAGGAGCGGCAAUUGCAGGUCAAAGAAGGGGCAAUGGCUGAUGUUGAGGGCAUCCCAAAGGCUGCUGGCAGUCUGCGACGUCGCGAGGAGCUCCAAGCGGAAAGAGACGCGGUGCUGGAAGCUGGUGAAAAGGGUUGCCCGGUGCGGAAAGUGGUUGAGACCAUCGAGGCAAAACUCGCGGCGCCCUCGGACAUCGCUGAAAACCAUGACAGCACAGUCCGUAAAGAGGCAGAUGUCCACUCGGUGACAACUAUUUGGAGCUGGCUAGUUGCGAGGCCAGAUAUCUCUGUCGGCCCCGAGAGGAGCUAUAACCAUCUUGCGCUGCCCGAAGUGCGGGCACUGUGCUUGCAAACGCCUAUUGAUUACCGCUUUGAGGCACCGGCGACGAAGGGCGCAAAAAACAGUCCCCAGCCAGUGAGAGGGUCGCCUUCGCAGAAUUCAAGUGGCCAUGUCACCGCGGAUACUUCCGCUGCUGCUUUCGAGGUUGUUUCCAUGGACAGUCACAGCCAUCUCCUCUCGCCUACACAGCAGGCCGAUGCGCACUCGCGAGAUCAGCAUGCGGACGAUGUUAGAGUGUUCGCCUCGGAAGACAGGAUGUGGGAGUGUAUUGCUGGACACGCGGUUGAUCACAAACGCCUUCCGCGACUGGAGUGGACCUGUCUCAUGGGUAUUGCUUCCACGAUGACCGAGGGUAUUCUACAAGGCGAUUUGGGACGCCUCGUGGAUCAAGACAAGCGCUCUGUACCCAAGCGAACUGAUGUGCUAGACCAGAAGGGCUAUAUCACGAAAAGAUCUGCCUUGUUGCGAGGCACAAAAACCAGCCGUCUGUGGCUCCAUCGUUUCGCACCGGGCAACAUCGAGAAGACGAUUGGCGAAGAAGUUGAACGUGCUGAAGUAGGCCUGGACUUGUCACAGAAAAACCUGGCCGAAGACCUUGAGCCGGUGUCAUGGUCUGACCGCUGGAAGAACGACAACCCCGAUUACAUCUCCCUGAUCAGAACAAUCAUGGCCAUCACGAAGUCUUGGGGUGUCAUUCGCGGUCUGGACUUGCGAAGGAAACUCGACGUUAUUGGCAUGCCCUGGCAUAUGAAAAUGGUAUCUCAAUGCUGCCGCUUUCUCCACGGGCGAGGUUGCCUGCUCUACGUGGCCGCGCAGCACGAUGUUGGCGAGCAAGUUUACAAAGACUGCAUACAGUUCGUGAGGGACGUAGAGUCCUCGGAUUACAGAGUAUAUCUCGCAACAGGCAGUCGUAGGCCUGAAUCCAGCGGUGCGGCGAACACUGCGGAGAAUGACGACGCGGAAGGGCCCCAGCUCAGAUCAACUCUGCAAAACUCCUUUCCCCCGUGGUCUGUAGACGAGCCAUUUGGAAACUUCUGGGUCAGGAUGGCCCAGGCCUGUAAUGGGACAGGCGUGGCCAAUCCGGACGUUGGCACGUUCAGUAUGGGACCUGGCUUCAAUCGGUACAUUUCUUCGACUACGCAUCUCACAGCUGGAGCUAUGGCCCAGCCCUCAUAUUUGCAGCAUUUCCAGGUGACAGAGGAGCUUGUCAGGACCGGUAAGAUUGCAUCGUUCCGAUAUGUCGUGCCCGAGCGCGUGUGCGCGACCUCUCAGACGGACGAAAACUUUGGAUUCACUCCUUUCGCGCCCAAGAAACACGAGGUCGACCAACUUGCAUCACUGAGCAGGCUAGGUCGGAGCACGAUUGUCCGAGGAAAGAACCGGGGCAAGCCUAAGCUCGAGAGGAUGCUUGCCGCUGUCGGAAAAGCCCACCAGGAUGAUGCAAGGCGACCGUCAAUUGCAAUCAGCAAGGUGGAAACACAGGCUGAAAAGGCAUCUCCACUGAUUGUGACGCUGAAAGUCAGACCGCAAGUCCUUGAAAGGAUCGCCCUCGCUACAGCCUCGCGCUCAACGGUCUGUCCACAGGCAGAAGCUGAUGCCGGCCCAGUCAGACUUAUCCCUGGGGAAUCGGCCAGUAUACAGCAGCAGGCACUGAACCCACACAGCGCUGGUGAAACGCUUGAAACACCAGCGGGGAGCCGGUCUGGUAUGGCAACAAGUGAGUCAAACAGUCUGGGCGCUGUCGACCAAGAUUUAGCGGCGACAGUCUCUCCGCGGGGACGCCCUGCCAGCGAGAAACCGCCGCGAGUGACAGGCGUGCGCGGGCGCGGACGUGGUGCCAGGGGGCGUGGACGAGGUGGUGGCGGCCGCGCCACAGGCUCGAGCGACAUGAAGCCUUGGAAAUGUGAAAAGUGUGGGGGUGCGUGGAAGAAUGAUAUCGGUCUCAAGUACCACCUCGAAAAGGCCAGGGUCCCUUGUAACGUCAAUUGGGAUCCGGCUGCUGAGGCAGCUCGAUUGAUCGAGCGGAAGAUGGAGGCACAGAAGACGAAGGCAGCAAAAGUCCAGAGGCAGCUCGCAACAGCGCCCGCGCAGCCAGAUGAGGCGCAUAUCGAUGCAGCUGCCAACUCUGACACAUUGGACGGCAUCGCAAAGCGAAGAAAAAGAGUACCUCGCUACGCCAGCCCCCCUUGUAGACGGUCGUCCAGCGCUGCGUCAGUUGAGGACGAUUCCUCACGGAAGGUUUCCAUAACAAAGAGAUUUCAGGUCGUCAAACUGGAACGGACGGUGCCAGAUGGCGCGGCAAGGAAUCCCAUACUGCCUACGCAGGGCCUCUUGCUCCCUCCUGACCGACUGCGUACGCGGACCGUCGCUGACCUUGCGCUUGGCCCCGGCCUUUCGGCAAUGAACAUUACGGAAACAGGCCGCGAGCGCUCCAGCUCCCCGUGGCACAAUGUACCCCAUCAGCCACCCACCGUCGGGUAUCCGAGCGAAGAGGGCACGGUGGCAGGUCAGGAGGUGCAGAAGCGGUAUUUCUCCGGCCAUCAUGGCAAGCUCAAUCGGCUAGAGGGGAGGCUCCUCAACCAGAAGGAGCGCAAUGAGCGAACCUCUCACUUGGUCAAGAUUCUCUUACGCGACCAUGAUGGCGUCUUCCCGGGAGGGGAGGCUUUGUGGCGAGCCCUGCGAGUUUUGUGGGAUCGAGAGUACCGGCACGAGGUUCCUCGCGUCCAAUGCCUUACCAACCGAUCUUUCUGGGGCUCGGUGGUAGCUAUGAUCCGAAAUAUGGAGGUUGCGGAACACUGGCAUGUUUUUCGCAGAGAUGACGGCAAAAUCGCAAAGGUGCAGACACUGACUUCAACUGGCGAGGACCCCCUAUCCCCUAAAGUCGUGAGCCUAGUGGAACUGAUGAAGGACCGAUAUCCGGAUCCCUAUGUGCCGGACAGCAUUCGAAACGCCGAGGUCACAGUUCUGAAGAUCAAUGGUUAUGCAAUUCCUUCGAGGAGGCCACUGCCUACUUUGGUUUCAAGAUUAGAGGCGCCUGUAUAUGCAAAGCAGCUAGCAGCCAAGCGCCUGAAAGAACACGAGCAGGCUGACGCAAAGAAAACAAAUCGCCCGCGAUGGUCGGUAGGCGCUCAACGCAAGGUCCCUGCAGGUAAACUGGGAUGGGUAGACCACCCCAACAGCAAGCCUUGGUCAACUGAGGACCCAGAAGCUGGAUCAUCUAGCGUUGUGACAUUCCUCGACCCCAACACGUAUCUUGAAGAUGAAGCCCCCGAUCACCGCCCCAAGGAGAGUCGGCUCGUGGACGCGAAUGCAACCAAACGGAUUGAGUGGCAUCGAAAAAGGUUGUUUGCUGGUGACACUUGCACCACCAACCCGGUCGUGCCAUCACUGAUCUUGGAGGGCAACGGGGAAGGUGCUUGGGAAUUCCUCGGGUUGAAGUUCUUCGAAACAAGCCACGCUAGUUUCACCCUUGACGGCUGGAUGCCGUCCGCAACGUGGUUCAAAUGGGAGGAAUUUGCCUGCAGUAUUGAUAUGCGGACCGGCGCUAAAGCACCAAAGGGAUUUCAUCGAUAUGAAGAGCGAGACAAGAAGUGGUCGAGAGCCAUGGAUCGUAUUCAUGCCAUCUACGAGGCAGAGCAGAGCAACUAUUAUCGGGCUAUCAAGGCCGCGCCUGGCGAAGCUGGGCCGCACAACAUCUUUGUCGAUGUCAUUGGAGACAGCGGACCAUUGGACUCGAACUUUGAUCCCUCGCGGCUGGAAUAUGCUGAACAAUUAACGUUGGCCGAUGGUCAAAAGAUACAAGAUGACGCUCCAGACAGCGACUCGUCGGAUGGCAACGACGAUGGUAUCGCUUUUAUCAAAGGCUUGGCAUCUCCCUUUGUCAGUGCCGAGGAAACACGUCGGAAGAAGGGAGCGCUCCGUGCUGUUCGGAGCGACCGCGGAAAAGGGGUUCCUCACCAAGUCGCAAGUCCCCGGCCAGAGCGCGCCAAGUUCGUUCCCCUCAAAAUGCGGCAGCUCACUGCGCUGCCCAGCCGCGUCAAGCCCCAGGCUGUGGAAGGCGGAGAAACGGUUCAGCAUGAUGAACCGAUUCCUAAUCCAAAGGAAGUGCUUGCGGCCUUUGUCGCCGUGCGUGCCCUGCUGGGUGGCGUCGACAGAUUCAUUGACUGGGGCAUCUUGGUCGACCUUUUCCCAGACAUUGAACUUGCUCGCCUCAGGAGGUUCUGGCUAGCUACGCAGAAAGCGCGGGGGCCCUUCAUCGCCGAGUUCAUGCAUGACUUCCAAGACCGAUACAUCGCAGCUUGUGAGCGUGAUGAGCUGCCUCUCAUCGACUAUGAACAUGCUGCAGAUUACGACUGGCAAGGCCUGGUGAGAUGGACGAUGGAGAUUCCGGCACAAAAAGAUCAGCAUUUGCCCCCGACCAUGGAGAACCUCGAUAACAGUUUCGUCCUGAAAGAUGCCGAGAAGGACAGUGAUGACUGGAAGGAAAAGUACUAUCAUGUCGCGACGUCCACCCUCGCCCGACUGGAGUUUCUUUCUUCUGAAGCAGCCGCCAUCAGUGGCCACUCAAGGUCUCGUUGCGUAGACAGAUAUCAGCCAGCGCGAUCAUGGAUGCGUUCUCUGUGUAUCACACCUGCUUCCGGUACUCAAGCUGCUGCGGCCAUGCGCAAGAAACUUCUCGAGCUCGGAGGGGGCAACCAGUCUGAAGUUUCUCAUCUGCUGAACACGGCGAUCGAUCAACUCUCUGAAACGAAAGUUCUCAAAAAGACCAAAAAGAGUACCAUUCCUGGUGGUGUCGAGUACAGAUUGUCAGAGCCUUACACCACCAGCCUCGCCCGCCUAUCACAAAUGCGAAAGUACAAGGAAGCCCAAGUAUUCAAAGAAUCGUUGGACGCGGCGACUCGGAAAGGAGAGAGCUUUCCAAUCUCCUAUACGCUUUCAGACGGUGCCAUGAUGGCGGUCAUGAACCUGUCAGCCAAUGGAAGAAUACGUGUGCGGUCCACGGAUGUGCCUUACAUACCAUUUGGUUUUAUUCCCGGAAACUACGAAUCGCGCAAGAUGCCCAAGACCAACCUCCACUUUGGGAUCGCGGUUGAAGCCACGGAGGAUUAUCUUUACAACCAGGAUAUCUCUCUUCUGCGCCACGUUAGGAACGAGGAGCCGCCGCGGGUUGGACCAGCGAAAGCAAUACCUCAGUGGAUUGACUUUUGGAAUCGGCCCCAGCUCCACAGAUGGUGGGAGGUACUUGCCUCUGUGCUCUUCCUGUUUUCUACGCGAGGUGAAAUGUCGGAAGACCUGCUGGUCAAAGCUACGAAACCUGUUCUGGAACCUUUUGAGGCAGAUUUGAUCUUGGAUUGGUGUGUUGAGAAAGGCCUCCUAGAAAAUGGAGAAGGAGAGCUGAGAUUGGCGGAGUGGUGGUGGUUGGCAGUACCAAUGUCGCAGAGAUGAUCGCGCCAGUGGUGAUCCAAAAUAGUAAUAUUCCGCUCAAAGAAAAUGCAAAAGUUCCAAUACCAACGCUGUUCCCGUUGCCCAUUCUAAAUCAACCAUCGCCAAGCUUAGUAACGGUUUCCCUCCAGAGCAACACGCUUGCGAGACGACACGCCGUCGAUCGAUGCAAGGUUUCCCUCGAAUGUGAACAACCGAAA
Molecule: messenger RNA, 6707 nt
Organism: Emericellopsis atlantica
Lineage: Eukaryota; Fungi; Ascomycota; Sordariomycetes; Hypocreales; Bionectriaceae
Exons: 5
Coding region: 1-6510 (2169 amino acids)
Source: RefSeq, a predicted model, not a curated record